This is a messenger RNA of Capsicum annuum, 1937 nucleotides long. RefSeq names its product signal recognition particle 54 kDa protein 2. Lineage: Eukaryota; Viridiplantae; Streptophyta; Magnoliopsida; Solanales; Solanaceae. Gene Ontology annotation, cellular component: signal recognition particle, endoplasmic reticulum targeting; cytosol. Gene Ontology annotation, molecular function: GTPase activity; 7S RNA binding; ATP hydrolysis activity. Gene Ontology annotation, biological process: SRP-dependent cotranslational protein targeting to membrane; SRP-dependent cotranslational protein targeting to membrane, translocation. Bases 181 to 1671 code for a protein of 496 amino acids. The record is from RefSeq and is a predicted model, not a curated record. The transcript is spliced from 9 exons.
AUCAAACCUCUCAACGUGUAUUCCUCCUACCUCAAUAAGCUUAUCCUCCCCAUCAUAACUCCCCCGAAUUCUUCAUUCAAAACCAUAAAAUUAUCCCUCAAUUCUUGUCAUCUUAACCCUAAAUUAAUUCCCUUAAUCAUCCUGUUUCAAUUGUUGAUUCGUUAAUCGAUCUCAUUCAAGAUGGUGUUAGCACAAUUAGGAGGGAGCAUAACACGUGCUCUCCAGCAAAUGAGCAAUGCUACAAUCAUUGAUGAGAAAGUUCUGAAUGAAUGCCUUAACGAAAUCACGCGUGCCCUUCUUCAAGCUGAUGUUCAGUUUAAGCUUGUACGUGAUAUGGCCACCAAUAUAAAGAAAAUUGUCAAUCUUGAUGAUCUUGCCGCUGGACAUAACAAGCGAAGGAUAAUCCAACAGGCGGUUUUUAAUGAGCUCUGCAAAAUAUUGGAUCCUGGGAAGCCUUCUUUUACACCGAGAAAAGGGAAACCCAGUGUUAUAAUGUUUGUUGGUUUGCAAGGGUCUGGAAAAACAACAACAUGUACAAAGUAUGCAUAUUACCACCAGAAAAAAGGUUGGAAACCAGCUUUAGUCUGUGCUGAUACAUUCAGAGCUGGUGCUUUCGAUCAAUUGAAGCAGAAUGCCACAAAAGCUAAGAUACCUUUUUAUGGAAGUUACACGGAGUCGGACCCUGUCAAAAUAGCAGUUGCUGGUGUUGAAACAUUUAAGAAGGAAAAUUGUGAUCUAAUAAUUGUUGAUACAAGUGGGCGCCACAAACAAGAAGCUGCUCUUUUUGAAGAGAUGCGACAAGUUGCCGAAGCAACGAAACCAGAUCUUGUGAUAUUUGUUAUGGAUAGCAGUAUUGGUCAAGCUGCCUUUGAUCAAGCUCAAGCAUUUAAACAAAGUGUCGCAGUUGGAGCUGUAAUUGUUACUAAGAUGGAUGGCCAUGCAAAAGGUGGUGGUGCCCUCAGUGCAGUCGCUGCUACAAAAAGUCCUGUCAUUUUUAUCGGAACUGGUGAACACAUGGACGAGUUUGAAGUUUUCGACGUUAAACCAUUUGUCAGCCGUCUCUUAGGCAUGGGCGACUGGUCUGGCUUCAUGGACAAGAUACAUGAAGUUGUCCCGAUGGAUCAGCAGCCUGAGUUUCUUCAGAAGCUAUCGGAAGGACAUUUUACCUUGAGGAUAAUGUACGAGCAAUUUCAAAACAUACUUAAAAUGGGUCCAAUUGGCCAGGUCUUUUCCAUGCUUCCAGGAUUCAGUGCAGAGUUGAUGCCGAAAGGUCGUGAAAAUGAAAGCCAGGCAAAAAUUAAACGAUACAUGACAAUGAUGGAUUCAAUGACUAAUGAAGAAUUGGAUAGUUCCAACCCAAAGCUUAUGACAGACUCCCGAAUUAUGAGGAUAGCUAGGGGGUCGGGCCACCCAGUGCAUGAGGUGAUGGAAAUGAUGGAGGAAUACAAACGACUGGCCAAGAUAUGGAGUAAGAUGAAGGGGCUUAAGAUUCCAAAGAAGGGAGAGAUGAGUGCCUUGUCUCGAAACAUGAAUGCACAGCACAUGAGCAAAGUCUUGCCUCCACAGAUGUUGAAACAAAUAGGCGGCAUGGGUGGUUUGCAGAGUUUGAUGAAGCAAAUGGGUUCUGCGAAGGACAUGAUGGGUGGUAUGUUUGGUGGUGGGGACAAGUAAAUGAAGCCACAAUUGACAAGUUAAAUCAAAGCCAAGUUAUGCUGGCAAAUUUUUUUUUGGUAAAGUAUCUUAACCCUGGAGUUUCCUCCUUCCCUUUGUAGUAUUGGCCAUAGAUUGUGGAAUUUUAGGAAGCAGAUCAUGUCAAUAGAAGGAUUUAUUACGAGUCCUGUAACUUCACGAUUUUCUUGCUGUAUUUAUUUUGCGGGAUACUUCACAAGUACAAAUUGUUGAAUAUAAUAUUAUAAAUGUUAAAUCUUCUGUCAGGA